Messenger RNA from Paramisgurnus dabryanus, 7794 nucleotides. RefSeq lists its product as uncharacterized. NCBI's taxonomy places the organism in Eukaryota, Metazoa, Chordata, Actinopteri, Cypriniformes, Cobitidae. The record is from RefSeq and is a predicted model, not a curated record.
UCGGCCGUUGACCUCAUUGGACGAAAACCGGGAGUCUGAUGGGCUCUUUGGUAGCUUGAUCCUUUUUUCGGUUCAGCGUUAGGAUUCAGUUCAACUUCCUUCAGAUUGUUGUGAGCACCUCUGAGCGGUGACGGCAGAGACAGGGGAUUUGUUGAAUUUAGGCGGCUACCUGCCUAUCCCAUUGGAUAAACCACAGGGAAAGCUGCUUGUUAAAGGAAUCCCACGUCUCUCGCGUCACCUUGCAGCCGGUGUGGAAUCGUGGACGGUCCGCUUUUCCUGUCAGGACGGAUUGUAACAUCGGAGCAGAGAUUCAGUGCAGUUUUUAUCUAAAGGGCAGUGAUUAAGUUGGCGACCACAUCCAUUACCCUGGGUUCAGUGUGUGAGCAUCACUGAAUCCAGCAAGUGCAUCCAGCAGCAAAGUAGUCAACGUCUAGUAUUGGCGAUGAAACCCGAUGGGGUGGCCACAGAACCAUCUGAACCAGUGGAAGCAGAGGGAUUGGGACCAAUAGCAGGGCCAGAUGACAAUGAGGGGGCGUCCCAAAAUGGCACUGCCCCAACACCUCCACAUCCCGAUGAAGCCCUAAAUAAGCAAGAUGCUCCUUCAACUGUUAAGGAGGCCCCUGGAAAGGCGGAGGAUCCUAAAGGUAAAUCCAAAGCCCCCAUCAAAGGAAAAACUACAGCAAGCGGUCAAGCUACCACGGGCCCAGGCACGAGACCCAAAACAAUCCAAAGCCGUGUGGCUAAUGGCGUCACAAAAACUGCAGCAAGUACGGCAGCCAAGAAACCAGCUACCACUUCGACAGCAGAGAAGAAACCCAGCACUGCUGCCGGAGGUCCAGCUCCAAGUAAGAAACCUGCCGGCUCUUCCACAGCAACCUCAAGGGCCCAACCUGGGGUGACGGCUGUUGGGACUGGCAGAACAACAACUACCACCAAAGUUACGAAGACAGGAACAACUGUCAGCACAGCCACCGGCGUGAGUAGGAGACCUGCCACUGCUCCUGCCAGUGCAGCAACCAAGCCCAAAACCACAGCUCCAGCUCCAAAACCCACCACUGCCAAACCCAGCACUUCAGCCACGGCCAAAACCUCUUCAGCUCCAAAAACGAACAGGACAAUUGGAAAUACUGCAUCACGGCCAGCUACUACUUCAGCUACAGGCAGAACAACUACAACUACAACCACCACCACCAGUAGCACAACUACUGCAGCAAGUAGAACAAGCCGCCCUGCUUCUCAACAGCCUGUUAAACCUUUGGUUACAACAUCACUCACCCGCAAAGAUCCUGGCAAAACAGGCACUACUGCCCCAGCAAAGAAACCAGUUGCAGCAGUAACAUCCCGUCCUGCUGCCAGCAAGCCUUCAAACUCAGAUGCUCCAAAACAAGCAGCAGUUACAAAACGACCCUUACCUAGCGUCAAAGCACCACAACCGAAACCGGAUGACAAAAAAAGUGUACCAACACGUAAGGUGCCACCUAGUCCACGAAACAUUCCUUCACGGGCAGCGUCAGGCAAGACAGCUGCCGCCUCUUCUAGUCACAAACCAACAGGUAGCAGUACGACAGUUACUGGGAAGCUUCAACCAAACAAACCAACACAGUCUGUUUUACCCAUUGUUGUCAAAGAUAAGCCUGCUAGUAAAGAACCUGCUGAAGAGUCUGCGCAACUUUCAGAAGCUGCAGUAGCUGCUGUUGCAACAGCUGCAGCUAUAGCUACAGAAGAAUCUGGUUUGGAGCCUGAUGCUACAGCAGCUUCAGAGAGCCCUCUAGAUGUGCCACCCUCCUCUUCCUUAAAUGCUCAGGAAAUUAAAGAUGUCCCGGUCUUUACGGUCAGUGACAACAACACAGAGCUGCUGGCUCAAGAAGCUGGUCCUGUUGAAGUGUCUGGUCCUGUUGAAGUGUCUGGAGAUAUUCAGAAUUUUGAAGAACAGGGUUCAGAAAAAGUUAAUGAAGAGGCUGCUGCUGCUGAAGAUAUUCUGAAUUUUGAAGAACAGGGUUCAGAAAAAGUUAACGAAGAGGUUGCUGCUGCUGCUGAAGAUAUUCUGAAUUUUGAAGAACAGGGUUCAGAAAAAGUUAACGAAGAGGUUGCUGCUGCUGCUGGAGAUAUUCAGAAUUUUGAAGAACAGGGUUCAGAAAAAGUUAAUGAAGAGGUUGCUACUGCUGCUGAACCAGUUGCACAUGAAGCAGUUAAGCAAGAAAGUUGGACAGCUUCACCGUUUGAUAACCUUGCUGCUGCAAUAGUGCCCUCUGUUGGCUUGGAAGUGGCUGAAAAAGCUGAGCUAAUUAACAGUGAGUGUUAUGAAGAUGUGGAAGAAGAAAGGGAGGGCAGCCAACAAGUGUCUUUGUCAGAAAUGAGUGGCACCCAGCCUACCGAAGAGUCUCAACCUGGGUCAGCAGGGCUUCCUGGUUCUAUUUGGCGAGCAGGGGCCUUGCUCUCAGAGCUUGACUCUGAAGAUGUAAGCUGCAGCCAGCAAGGGGCAUCUGAGCUUAGUGCUCCAGGUGUCCUGGAGGGCACUGAAAGCAUGGAUGAUCUGGGUGAUGCUAGCCUAAAAGGAGCUGAAGGUGCAUCCGUUGGGUCUCCUGACUUUGAGAAGGUUCCUGAUAUUCUUACUAAUGAAGAUGAUGAGGAGGAGGACGAUGAUGAUCGAGUAUGUGAUAUGGAGGUAGGGUCGGAAAGAGCAGAUGACUCACACAUGCAGCAUCAUGACAAUGAUAUUGAUGAAGAUGAAGAUGUAGAAAUGGCAAGUGAGGGCAUUACUGAGAGUGGGCUUGAAAGUUAUGGAAAUGCAGAUGAGGAUGACUUAACAGAAGACUACCGGUUGGACAACCUGAAUCGUAUUCAGCCUCCUGGCAUGGAUAUGUCUGUCCCUCCAGCAGCUCAGUGUAGCUUUGCUGAUCCUUGGGCCCAGCUACCACAACCGGCCUCUACUCUUCUCUCUAGUCCUUCCUCUGAACACUGGGAUGCAAACCCUGAAACACCAACCCAGGUACCUGCUCAGGCAACAAUAGAUGUUAGCAACUCUGAAAGAGGCCCUACAUCUCCUUACCCCUCAAACCUUUUUGAACCACCACCUUUUUUGACUCGGUCCCCACCAACAACUGCAGAGGAGGAUGCCUGCCCCAAACUAGGUCUGACACCCCCUCAAGGCGCCGAAUCCCAGUUUGGUACCCUCAGUGUCCCGGAGCUAGCAUCUGACAGUAACAGAGACCCAGGCAAACCAGAGGAGCUGAAAGAUUUCGAUGGCUGUUUAGGUACUGAGAUUCAUUCCAAAGAAGAGAAGUCAGAAUCACUAAACCCUGUCUUGCCUGACAUCAUGCAAGAUCUAGGGAUUCACCUUGAACAAGCUGAUGAGGAAGAAGAACCAGAGACUUUACCAGCUGAUGAUGUACUGGGUGGUCCAGCAACUGCUCCAGCAUCCGCACCAUCCUCUCCUUCAUCAGCUACUGAGGAUGAAGUUAGUGAUACAGAAGGUGAAAUGCAAAUCAGUGACCCUCAAGCUGAGCUUCCUGUAAUUGAACCUACCGGUGAAAUGGCACUUGUUUCCCACAAUUUGUCCACUUUAGAGGAGCAUGAAGAAAUCGGUGGAGAACCGGAAGGUGGUGGUGGUAGUGAAACCCCUCAAUCUGCCACAUCUGCUGCUUCCUAUGGCUUUGACUACAUGACCUCUAAUUCCAAUGCCCAGUCAUCUGCUGAAAGUUGCAGCAAGAGCCCUGGCAUCUUUUCCCUUGAAAACGAAGAGCAGCUCCCAGAUGAGGCCAAAGAUCCAUCUCUGCUCAAAGAGCUCACCCUGAUGCCUACUCCUGCAGAUACGGAAAAAAUUGAAGCACUAAAAUGCCAACAUGGGGAGUUCCAGUCCCACCCAGAGCAACAGUCACACUCCGAGCACCAAUAUAUGCUUUGUGGGGAGUCCACUGAGUUGCCAGAGCCAAGUUCACUACUGGCAACUGCACCUGUAGAAUCAACUUUGAUUGAUCCUUCAUCCUACAGGGUCCCACAGCACCCAGAAGAACCGCAAGAUCCUGACACUCAGCACCCUUAUUACUCCACUAUAUGCGGAAAUUCUGAUAGUCCCUUGGCAGGAAGGAACUCCCACUUUCCACCACACAUGCCCGACUUGCUCCAUAUCCAAAUGACAAUGUCAUCCAAACUUCGCCUCCGCCCCCGUUCUGUCCACGGGACCCAGCCACCACGGCUUCCCACAGACCUUCCUCCCAGAAUACCAAGUGGCGGUUCAAACACACAGCUCCGAUGUCUAGAGAAACACCAACAGCAGCUACAAGAGAUUAAGCAAUGGCAGGAGAAGCAGUAUCAUGAACAAGAGAGACAAGAAGAAGCUAGAAAGAAACAAGUUACGAAAGAGAGAGAGGAGGAAGAGGAGUUGGAGAAGCAGAGGAGGAAUUUGCUUGAGUUGGAACUCAGACAGCAAGAGGAAGAACUGAAACAGCGACAGCAAAUCAUGCAGUGGCAAGAAGAACUUGAACAGCAGCAGCAACAGCAGCAGAAACAAAAGGCACAUACACCGGUUCUCCUGUCUCCUUCGUCAGGCCUGUGUACCAUCUAUGAAACUCUUGAAGCAAGUGAUUCCGAAGAGGAGGAACAAGGAGCGGUUGAAGAAACUGAGAAAACCGAGGACAAAAGGACCCUUAAUGCAUGUCCUGAUGAAGAGAAGCAUCAACGUUCUGAAGAAAAAGAUGAAGUUGAUCGUCAUUCGAAUUGCACAACACCUUCACUAGAUGCUGCUUCUCAUCAGGAUUUACAGAAUGACCAUAAUAGUCCUCCCCAGUCUCCCUCUGAAUCUCCUAAGCGUCACGCACCUCUAGAGUUUGACUGGGGCAAGAAGGUGGAUAUUGUCCAGCAUCUGAUUAAUCAGACAUUACUGUUUGCAGGUGAUGGUUGCUCACCACUUCUACUACCCGGUGGGAAAGGUGGAACACUUAGUCCCCUUGAAAGCAGUCUGUGGCCUAAUCUAUUACCUCCGUUUACACCCCCUUCAGCCACCGUGACUUCUGUAAGCAGCUUCUCACCUGAAACUCCAGGCAGUUCUGCUCAGGGUGAGUGGACCGUUGUAGAGCUGGAGACACAUCACUGAGAACGUGUAGGAAGUUGUAUGAAUACUGAAUGAACAGGCCAAAUAUUAACGUGUGCAACAGGAGAGAGAUGCAUGCUGUUACGUUAAAGAAAACAGCCUUUUCCAGAAAGAAAUUGUGAGGGAUGUGAACUCGUUUAUCCUCAUCCUGGCAGUUAUUCAAGUGCAGUAAGAGCUUCCAUUCUCACAUCCCUACCCAUCCAAAAACAACAGAACACUACAAUAUGAUACCCUCCCUCAUACAGACUCCCUUCCAAAUUGAUCGGCCAUAUCUGACCUGCCCCUGUGCCAAAAAGCCAUUUCCUGAAAGUUUAAUGGGAAUCUCGGCUUGGCUUGAACUCCAUACAUUUAUCUUUUAGUCAUUAGGUUGGCAUCUUGCCUUCAUUGUGGGUUUCAUAAAGACUAAGAUGGUCGACGUGAAAUGGACUCUCAGAUUUCUUCAACUUACAGUGAAAAAGAUUUAAUUGUACAGGUUUCCAAUUAAGAUAAAAUGGGUAUUUCACGGUUUAAACUACUAAUUGAAGGAGGAGGGUAUUUGAAGUACAUUCGCAGAAGAUGGCUGGUAUAGUUCUGGUGCAUUAAAUUAUUAUUAGUCUGUAAAAGUAUACAGAACAGUAUUGCUAAAAUUUCAAAAAACGAUUUUGGGUUGAGGAACAUUAUUGAGAUAAUUCUAAUAUCGAAGAAGCUAUAAAGCUGGUUUUGUGGUGGUCUUUAACUAUCUGAAGUCUCUAAACUGCUGUAAUAUUGUAAAAAUAGCUGAGUUAAACAGCCAGAAUAAUGUGCUACAGGGAUUUUAUAAGGUAUUACGAGUAAAACUGCAGAUAUAUUAAAUAAUUUACUGUGAACCCUACGAACACUGUACCUCAAUUGAACUAUGAAUGUAGAAAAGGGACUGUUUUUAUUUGCAUUAUGUUUAUCCAAAACAAUGUAGGUAAUUCAAACGGACAUAAUGCAUUACCGCAGUGGUUCUCAACUUCGGUCCAUUAUCGGCACAUUUUGUAUGUCUCCCUUAAAUGACAAAAUCAGUUUUGUACAAUGAUCUCUGCUAUGAUUAAGCUGAUGAUAUGAAUCAUACCCAGACAGCAGACGACCCCAGGCCAGAUCUGCACUGGAGCUGCUGAAUUUGACGCGGAUACGGCCCAGAGUUGUCAGCUGUCUGGGUAGUAUCAUACAAAAUGUUGAAUGCUGUGGAUCCAUAGGACAAGAGUUGAGAACCAUUGCAUAAGAAAAUGGGCUUAAAUUUUAAGACAAACUAAGCUCGGCAGUUCUCUAAAGUGAAGUCUACUAAUGUAAAAGUCUAGCUACUGAAAGAAAACUAAUCUUACAUGUAACAGUUAAGCCGCAUUCAAACAGCCAGCGACGUUAUCGCUGUGUGUCGCCCGUCUCUUUCAAUGAGGCGUUUCUUAAUCUGCUUGUCAUAAACAAAUGAGUACCAUACAUGACGAGAGAAGGAUGAUGUGAACUCCACUGCUUCGUUCUCAUUGGUAGUCGCUCCUGAAAUUCGCUCGAGGUUCGCAUAAAGUUAAACUUUUCUUAACUUUCUCGCGUCGCUGGAGACGCCCAUACGGUCGCCAACGGAAGUCGCCCGGUUUCCAUUAAAAUGGAUGAGACUGCGUCGCUCUCCUACUGCUGGUCGUUGGCUGUCUGAAUGGGGCGUUAUGCAAUUUUAAUUCAUGUCUUCAGAUUUGCUGUGCUUGAGACUUUGGUUUUCAGAGUGCUGGAGUGCAAAAUGAGUGACAUAUUCUCAUACACUGUGACUUUUACACUGCUUUAGGUGAUGGGUUUGUCUCAUCUGGUAUGUAUGAAAAUUUGUCUCUUAGUGUAUUUGUUUCUGUGCUACUGAUCUGUGUCUAGCGUUGUUCUCCGAUGUAAAUAAGAGGGGUUUAAGGAACACAUGGCUACAAAUUGAAUUCAAAUUAUAGACAUAAAUUACAGUUGGACUAGAUUAAUAUUCUGCAGGAAUCUCAGUGUCAGUUUUCUGUGUUUAAAGUUUUGUGUCGGGUUGAUGAGUUUUAUUUGGAACGUAUCCUGUAUUAUUUGUCAUUUUCUUUUGAAAACCUCACUUCGUUUCUUUCAUCCGAGCUUGACUCAACUCAAUAUUAGCUUCAAAAGUCAUGAACUGUUUUAUCAUAUUUGAAGGUACGAUGUACAUUAUUUUAAAGGGAAGAUGUUUUAAAGUAAAACUCUAUUUGCUGUAUUACAAUGGGAGAUUAUUGUAAUUGUACUGCCGAUUUUUCUAGUACAGUUAAGUAGUUUAAUAGAUAACAUUUAGUACUUCAAUUGAUUUUUAACUGCUUUUAAUCUUUACAUUUAGGUACAUAAAAGAAACCACUUCCAUUUUUAUCAGGAAUUCGAGGUGGAUUCUGACUAUUUUGACAGAGCUACUGUAACUACUGACUACUACUAUGUAACUUUUACAUAUAAUAAUGCACAGGGAAAGCUACUGUAUCAACACAAACCAGCAGUAAAAUGCACUGAAAAUUUACUAGGAGGCACAAAAAUAUUUUAAGGGGAUUUAAGAAAUACAACAUCCUGAUUCAUAAUGUUCUGCCCUCUCUUUUGCAAAUUUGUUUUUGUUAUGUGUUGCUUCAAACGUCCAAAGACGCAUAGAAAAUUACCUGUUUUUGUGUUGUAUAUUUCUGCUUUUGUGUAAAUUUUUGUAAUUUAUUAUUUUGUAAUGAAGGAUUAUGUCGUUUCUUUACUGU